Molecule: messenger RNA, 516 nt
Organism: Coffea eugenioides
Lineage: Eukaryota; Viridiplantae; Streptophyta; Magnoliopsida; Gentianales; Rubiaceae
Product: agamous-like MADS-box protein AGL62
Exons: 1
Coding region: 1-516 (171 amino acids)
Biological process (GO): regulation of transcription by RNA polymerase II
Molecular function (GO): protein dimerization activity; RNA polymerase II cis-regulatory region sequence-specific DNA binding; DNA-binding transcription factor activity, RNA polymerase II-specific
Source: RefSeq, a predicted model, not a curated record
AUGGCCAAAAAAUUAACUAGAGGUCAUCAAAAGGUUCCUAUAGUUGAAAUGGAGAAAAAUAACAAUCUCCAUGUUACCUUCUCAAAGCGUCGCAAUGGCCUUUUCAUGAAAGCCAACGAACUUUGCACUCUCACUGGUGCAGAAGUUGCUCUGUUGGUGUUCUCUCCUGGAAAAAGGGCUUACUCUUUUGGUCAUUCAUCUUUCGAAUCUGUCAUUGAUAAGUUCGUUGGAAACAAGCCAUCACCUAGCGUCCAUGGUGGCACUAAUCACCAUGUUGCCAAUCACCAUGGAGAUAACAUUGAUGAACUCAAUAAUAAAAUUAUCGACCUUAAAACACAAUUGAAAGCCAACAAAAAACUUGAAGAAGUUCUUGGUCAGAUGAUAAAAGAAGGCCAGCACAAGAAUUGGUGGCAGGCUCCAAUUGGAGAGAUGAAUCUGGAGCAACUUCUGAUGAUGAAGAAGGCACUGGAAGAACUUAAAAAGAAGGUUCAGGAUGAACUUAAGCGCCAGAUCUAG